Molecule: messenger RNA, 2318 nt
Organism: Coregonus clupeaformis (lake whitefish)
Lineage: Eukaryota; Metazoa; Chordata; Actinopteri; Salmoniformes; Salmonidae
Product: glutamine--fructose-6-phosphate aminotransferase [isomerizing] 2-like
Exons: 18
Coding region: 95-2155 (686 amino acids)
Biological process (GO): fructose 6-phosphate metabolic process; protein N-linked glycosylation; UDP-N-acetylglucosamine metabolic process
Molecular function (GO): carbohydrate derivative binding; L-glutamine:D-fructose-6-phosphate transaminase (isomerizing) activity
Source: RefSeq, a predicted model, not a curated record
UUUUACACUGAACUAGGCUACAUAGCAUAGUACCAGCGAAAACGACCGACCGUCGCCCUGAACACUAUCCAGUUAGGACAAGACAAUCAGAACCAUGUGUGGGAUCUUUGCCUACCUGAAUUACUGUGUGCCUCGCACCAGAAAGGAGAUAUUUGAGACACUGGUGAAGGGACUGCAGAGGCUGGAGUACAGAGGCUACGAUUCAGCAGGCAUCGCUGUGGAUGGUGACAAAAACACAAUGACAGAUGACAUCAACAACAACAUCGUUCUCAUUAAGAAGAAAGGCAAAGUCAAGGCCCUGAAUGAAGAGCUCUACAAGAAAGACUGCAUGGAUCUGGAGGCGGAGUUGGACACACACUUUGGCAUGGCUCACACACGCUGGGCCACACACGGAGAACCCAGCGCCCUCAACAGCCAUCCCCACCGCUCCGACAAGAACAAUGAGUUUGUUGUCAUCCACAACGGCAUCAUCACCAACUACAAAGAGUUAAAGAAGUACCUGAACUCCAAGGGCUAUGAGUUUGAGUCAGAGACCGACACAGAGGUCAUCCCUAAACUGAUCAAAUACGUUUACGACAACCGAGAGAGAGAAGACCUGUCCUUCUCUACGCUGGUGGAGAGAGUCAUUCAACAGCUGGAGGGGGCCUUCGCUCUGAUGUUUAAAAGCCGUUAUUUCCCCGGAGAGGCGGUAGCCACCAGGAGAGGAAGUCCUCUUCUCAUUGGUGUGCGGAGCAAGGAUGAGCUGCCUACAGAGCACAUUCCAAUCCAGUACAACACUGUAGCUAUGUUCAAAGAGGGGGUCAAGGAGAAGAACAGCCAUAACCGGUCAGACAACUCCACUGCUGUGAAUUCUGUUGGAGACAGCAAGGCUGUGGAGUACUACUUUGCUUCUGAUGCUAGUGCCAUCAUAGAGCACACCAACAAGGUGAUCUACCUGGAGGAUGAUGACAUAGCAGCGGUUGUAGGGGGGAAGCUGUCCCUCCACAGGCUGAACCGCCUGGCAGGAGAGGAUCCUGUCCGGGCCAUCCAGACCCUCCAGAUGGAAUUGCAGGAGAUCAUGAAAGGUAACUUUGAGGCAUUCAUGCAAAAGGAGAUCUUUGAGCAGCCAGAGUCUGUGUUUAACACCAUGAGGGGGCGGAUCUGCUUCGACACCAACAAAGUGAUCCUGGGGGGAUUGAAGGACCACCUGAAGGAGAUCAAACGCUGCAGACGCCUCAUCAUGAUUGGCUGUGGAACCAGCUUCCAUGCUGCCGUGGCUACCAGACAGAUUCUGGAGGAGCUGACAGAGCUUCCUGUCAUGGUGGAGCUGGCUAGCGACUUCCUGGACCGCAACACGCCUGUCUUCAGAGACGACGUCUGCUUCUACAUCAGCCAAUCAGGUGAGACAGCAGACACCCUGAUGGCUCUGAGGUACUGUAAGGAGAAAGGAGCUCUGACGGUGGGGAUCACCAACACCGUGGGCUCCUCCAUCUCCAGAGACACAGACUGUGGGGUGCACAUCAACGCUGGCCCAGAGAUAGGGGUUGCCAGCACCAAGGCCUACACCAGCCAGUUUGCGGCUCUCAUUAUGUUUGGUCUGAUGAUGAGUGAGGACAGGAUCUCCCUGCAGGCGAGAAGGCUGGAGAUCAUCAAUGGACUCAGGAUACUCCCAGAGUUGAUCAAGAAGGUGUUGACUCUGGAUAAGAAGAUCAAGUCCAUAGCAGAUGAGCUGUAUGAACAGAAGUCUCUGCUGGUCAUGGGGCGAGGCUUCAACUACGCUACCUGUCUGGAGGGGGCACUGAAAAUCAAGGAAAUCACGUACAUGCAUUCAGAGGGCAUCCUGGCUGGGGAGCUGAAGCACGGUCCUCUGGCUCUGAUUGACAAGCACAUGCCGGUCAUCAUGAUCAUGAUGAGAGACGCCUGCUACACCAAGUGUCAGAACGCACUGCAGCAAGUCACAGCCAGAUCGGGGCGGCCGAUUAUCCUAUGUUGCCAGGAUGACCCAGAGGUGUCUAAGAAUGCGUACAAGACCAUUGAGCUGCCUCAGACAGUGGACUGUCUCCAGGGCAUCCUCAGUGUCAUCCCACUGCAACUCCUGUCCUUUCACCUGGCCGUGCUGCGAGGAUACGACGUGGACUGUCCCAGGAACCUGGCCAAGUCUGUCACAGUGGAGUAGAACCAGACAGACAGGCAGGAAGCAGUAGAGGCCACAGCACUGCUCUGCUGAGGAGAGAGACAGAGGAGGCGAAGCCAUCAAAGUGCAAUUAUGUGUGUUUGUGUGUGUUUUUGGUUUCACUAUCCUUGUGGGGACUAGAAGUUCUCACAAGGAUAGUAAAACA